GUCGGAGAGGCCGGGUUACGUUGCGCCCUGCGCGUGAACAGCUGCAGCGGCAGAGGCAGCAUCUAAAUGUGGUGCCAGCAGUUCCAGCCCGUUGCUUUACUUUUUGCUGCACCAAUAUAGUCAUUAUGCCGAAGAGAAAGUCCCCAGAGAAUACAGAGGGCAAAGCUGGAUCCAAAGUAACCAAACAGGAGCCCACGAGACGUUCUGCCAGAUUGUCAGCAAAACCUGCUCCACCAAAACCUGAACCUAAACCAAGAAAAGCAUCUGCUAAGAAAGAACCUGGAACAAAGAUUAGCAGAGGUGCUAAAGGAAAGAAGGAGGAAAAGCAGGAAGCUGGAAAGGAUGGCACAGAAAACUGAAUCUGUAGAUAACGAGAGAGAAUGAAUUAUCAUGAAAAUUGGGGUUGAUUUUAUGUACCUCUUGAGACAACUUUUAAAAGCUAUUUUUACCAAGUAUUUUGUAAAUGCUAAUUUUUUAGGACUCUACUAGUUGGCAUACAAAAUAUAUAAGGAUGGACAUUUUACCCCUCAUAGUACUUUUUGGAAAUCUCCAUCAUCCUCAAGUAAAAUAAAUAUCAAUUUAAUAUUG
Sciurus carolinensis (gray squirrel) is the source of this 588-nucleotide messenger RNA. RefSeq names its product high mobility group nucleosome-binding domain-containing protein 3. The transcript has a single exon. Lineage: Eukaryota; Metazoa; Chordata; Mammalia; Rodentia; Sciuridae. The record is from RefSeq and is a predicted model, not a curated record. Gene Ontology annotation, molecular function: nucleosomal DNA binding. Gene Ontology annotation, cellular component: nucleus; chromatin. Gene Ontology annotation, biological process: chromatin organization. The coding region runs from base 126 to 359 and encodes 77 amino acids.